Molecule: messenger RNA, 2158 nt
Organism: Rhodamnia argentea
Lineage: Eukaryota; Viridiplantae; Streptophyta; Magnoliopsida; Myrtales; Myrtaceae
Product: stomatal closure-related actin-binding protein 1
Exons: 13
Coding region: 302-1789 (495 amino acids)
Biological process (GO): regulation of stomatal movement; actin filament organization
Molecular function (GO): actin binding
Source: RefSeq, a predicted model, not a curated record
CCAAAGACUGAGACACGGAGAGGGCGGCUUUUCUUCUCUUUCCCCUUUGCUUUUGCAAAGCACAAGCACCAACCUUUACCUGCUCUCUCUCUCUCUCUCAUCAUUCCAGUCGCAGUCGCAUUCAAUUUGUGCGCGAGGGUGAUUUCAAUUCGAAGCGAGAGUUUCCAGUCUCGCCAUCCCUCUGAAUCUUCUUCGAAUCUUUAAGGAGGAGUUCAUUUACUUUCAUUUAGUGAUCUUCUCUUCUUGUUGGUAACGCUCGUGUUUCCCCUCUUUCACAUGAUCUGGCAAAUUCGUUUCCAGUAUGACGAGAGCCAUCCGAGAUUUUAGCAACACUAUGCCAAAGGAGGCCUUUGCCACGGUGUCAGCUGAUGUGAUAUUUGCUUCUAGUCGGUUCCCAAAUUACAAGAUUGGGGCUAAUAACCUGAUUAUUGAUGGAAAGGAUGAUCAAAAGACUUUGUCCAUGAAGGAAGUCGUUGCGCAUGAGACUGCUCUAUUGUUGGAGCAGCAGAAGCGUUUAUCAGUUCGUGACCUUGCCAGUAAGUUUGAGAAGGGGCUGGCUGCCGCUGCCAAAUUGUCUGAAGAGGCUAGAGUUAGAGAGGCUGUUUCCCUGGAAAAACAUGUUAUCUUGAAGAAGCUUAGAGAUGCAUUGGAAGCGUUGAAAGGACGUGUUGCAGGACGGAAUAAGGACGAUGUAGAAGAAGCUAUAGCUAUGGUGGAAGCUUUAGCAGUUAAGUUAUCUCAACGAGAAGGAGAGCUUAUUCAAGAGAAGGCAGAAGUCAAUAGACUAACAAAUUUCCUAAAGCAGGCCUCAGAGGAUGCCAAGAAACUUGUCGAAGAGGAAAGAGCUUUUGCUCGUGCGGAAAUUGAAAGUGCUAGAGCUGCAGUACAAAGAGUGGAAGAAGCCCUUCAGGAGCAUGAAACCAUGUCUCGGGCUUCGGGGAAACAGGAUCCGGAAGAAUUGAUGAAGGAGGUUCAAGAGGCUAGACGCAUCAAAAUGUUGCAUCAGCCAAGCAAGGUAAUGGACAUGGAACAUGAACUUCGUGCCUUGAGGAGUCAACUUGCUGAAAAGUCAAAACGUGCUCUUCAUCUUCAAAAGGAGUUGGCAACGUGCAAGAGCGGAGAGAAAAAUCCUCUUCUAUAUGAAUUAGAUGGCCCUGAAGCUUUGGGAUCCAUUUUGCGUAUUCUUCGUAGCUCUGAUAAUGCUCCUGAAAUUUCUGAGUUCUCAGUUCAAUGGUAUCGUCUGUUAACUGAUGGUGGCAAAAAGGAGCUCAUUUCAGGAGCUACCAAACAAGUUUAUGCUCCAGAACCUUUCGAUGUUGGGCGAGUUCUGCAAGCUGAUAUAUUUUCGGAGGGCCAGCACAUUACGCUGUCAACCACUGGCCCAAUUGAGCCAGCUCCAGGUCUUGGAAGUUAUGUUGAGGCGCUCGUUCGGAAACAUGAUACCGCAUUCAAUGUAAUUAUCUCUCAAAUGAGUGGUGUAGACCACAUAUCGGAAUCUAUUCACGUCCUUCAUGUGGGGAAAAUGAGAAUGAAGCUUUCUAAGGGAAAGACAACAGUUGCAAAAGAAUACUAUUCCAGCUCUAUGCAGCUGUGUGGGGUUCGAGGAGGUGGAAAUGCUGCACCACAAGCGCUGUUUUGGCAAGUUAAGAAUGGUACUUCCUUUGUAUUAGCAUUCGAAUCGGAGCGAGAAAGGAAUGCGGCCAUAAUGCUUGCCAGGAGGUUUGCCUACGACUGUAAUAUCGUUCUUGCGGGGCCAGAUGAUAGAUCUCUCUCAUCUGCUGCCCAAUAGAUGUCACAUCACAUUGCCUUAACAAACAUGUAAUUAUCCUGAGUUUCUUUUUCACCCCAUGUAUCAUAAGUUUGUAACAGUAGAAUGUUGCCUUCGCGGUCCCUGCAUUAGCUGUGUUCUGCUUUCUUGGGCUUCCGUUUUCCUUUUUCCCUUUAAAUUCGUCUUUUCGCCCCUCCGGUUUCGGGCUGCUAAUUCUAGCCCCAACAUUCAAGGCAUCCUUUUAUCUGCCUUUUGGUCAUUGGAUUGCAACAGCAUGACUUUUCUUGCUACAAAAUCUGUCGCUUUUGUGUGUUGAUUGACUGAUUAUUUUGGUUCCCUGGUAAAUGAAAUGCUUGGAAUUGUUGAAAGAAGAACGAUUCUGCUGGUCAA